AUGGCUCCAAAUACACAGCUUGAGAUCAGUGUCAUUUGCGCUUCGAAUCAGAACCGCAGUAUGGAGGCACACAAUUUACUCAAAAAUGCUGGUUACCAGGUGGAUUCGUUUGGUACAGGAAGCGCAGUACGUCUUCCGGGUCCAAGUAUCGACAAGCCCAAUAUUUACCCAUUUGGAUAUCCUUACGAUAGUAUUUAUAAAGAGCUAGAGUCGCAGGACUCUCGUCUUUAUACGGCGAAUGGGCUCCUUAAAAUGUUAGACAGGAAUCGACAUAUCAAGCGUGCUCCUAAUCGCUGGCAAGACCAAGAGUUUAUAUACGACGUGGUAAUCACUUGUGAAGAACGUUGUUAUGAUGCCAUCUGUGAAGACAUGUACCGUCGAGGUGAAUCAAAGAGUCGACCUGUCUACUUGAUUAAUGUCGAUAUAAAAGACAAUCACGAAGAAGCAAGCGUUGGAGGCAAGGCCAUUCUUGAUCUCGUGCAACAGUUGACAGAUGCCAAGGACUCUUUUGAGGAUGAAUUUACCAAUAUCAUGGCUCAAUGGCAAGCCAAACACCCAACUCUUCCUGCUCUUUAUACGAUUCAUUUCUUUUAA
This is a messenger RNA of Schizosaccharomyces osmophilus, 594 nucleotides long. It is a transcript of the gene ssu72, whose product is annotated as RNA polymerase II CTD phosphatase Ssu72. Lineage: Eukaryota; Fungi; Ascomycota; Schizosaccharomycetes; Schizosaccharomycetales; Schizosaccharomycetaceae. The record is from RefSeq and is a predicted model, not a curated record. Bases 1 to 594 code for a protein of 197 amino acids. The transcript has 2 exons. Gene Ontology annotation, molecular function: RNA polymerase II CTD heptapeptide repeat phosphatase activity. Gene Ontology annotation, cellular component: nucleus; mRNA cleavage and polyadenylation specificity factor complex. Gene Ontology annotation, biological process: termination of RNA polymerase II transcription.